Molecule: messenger RNA, 1635 nt
Organism: Erythranthe guttata (spotted monkey flower)
Lineage: Eukaryota; Viridiplantae; Streptophyta; Magnoliopsida; Lamiales; Phrymaceae
Source: RefSeq, a predicted model, not a curated record
AUGGAAAACAACGAAAUGAUAUAUCUCCACGGAGAUUUGGACCUUGUAAUUAUCGAAGCUCGACGCAUAACAAGCAUGGAGUUCGUCUCUGAGCAUUUCCGUCGGUUCCUAAAACACCCUUAUGUUAAGGUAUACCUCGGAGAAGCUAGAGUUGCUAGGACCGCCCGUGUACGAGCACAUGACACACAAAAUCCCGUGUGGAACGAGCAUUUCGAACUCCCAUUAGCUCACCCAGUUGAUCAGGGAGGACUGAUGCAAACUCAUGACAAAGAAACUCGAAAAUUUUUCAAGCACUCUUACGUCACUUGCGUGUUGGUUUGUCGAAUUUUCUCCAGUCAACAUCAGAAAUGUGUGAUAACAGACACUAAGGGGCAUGAAAAUAAUCGAAAAAUAACUGUAUUCCUUGGUGGUUUGGACCUCUGUGAUGGACGAUAUGAUACACCGGAUCAUCGAUUAUAUAAUGACCUCGACACUGUCUUUAAGGAUGACUAUCAUAAUCCAACAUUCAGUGACAGAAGGGACCAAGACAACCGUGGCAUGACUUACAUUGCAAAAUUGAAGAUACUAGGUCAGCAUGAUUACAAUUUAGUUAAUAUCGAACAUAUUUCGCAAAUAGCUAGUCCUUCCGGAACUAUUCCGAAUGACCACCAAUCAUUGUGGGUCUCCAAGGAAGGUGAUCCUGAAAACUGGCAUAUUCAAAUUUUUCGAUCUGUGGAUUUAGAAUCGGUGGACGGGUUUCCCAAAAAUGUUCUUGCAGCAAAGGAGCAAAACCUUGUGCUUGUAAAUAAAUGGGCAAUAGAUAGGAGCAUUCAAAUGGCAUAUAUCCAGGUUGUUAAUCAAGGUCCUAAUAAUUUAAUCCCAAUGGAACUGGCGUUAAAGAUUGCCAGCAAAAUAAGGGCAAAUGAGAGAUUCGUUGUUUAUGUUAUCAUCCCCAUGUGGCCGGAGGGUGAACCUUCUUCUCCCACUGUACAAGGAAUUCUUUAUUGGCAGAGUCAAACAAUGCAAAUGAUGUAUAAAAUUAUUGCCCAUGAGCUGAAAUCUGUCAAUCUCAAGAAUGCACAUCCAACCGACUAUUUGAAUUUCUACUGUCUUGGUAAUCGAGAGGAAAACCAUAAAGAAGAAUCGUCUAGCGAUUCAGCUUCAGAAGCAUUUAGGCGAUUUAUGAUAUAUGUGCAUUCCAAAGGAAUGAUAGUAGAUGACGAGUACGUGAUUAUUGGUUCGGCCAACAUCAAUCAACGGUCCAUGGCGGGUUAUAGGGAUACAGAAAUUGCGAUGGGAGCUUACCAGCCCCAUUAUACAUGGGCCAAGAAGAAAGAACACCCACUUGGUCAGAUAUAUGUGAUACGAUCUCUUGAAAUGUCACUUUGGGCAGAACACCUUGGAUGCAUUGAGAAUUGCUUCAAAAAUCCUGAGAAUUUGGAGUGUGUUAAGUAUACAAAUAGUAUUGCCGAUAAUAACUGGAAGAGAUACAUAGCUGAGGAGUACAGUUCGUUACAAGGGCACAUUCUCAAAUAUCCGGUGAAAGUUGAAGUUGAUGGAAAAGUAAACCAUUUGCCUGGACAAAAAUUAUUUCCAGAUGUUGGUGGUCUAGUGCUAGGGAAUCCGACAUGUCUACCUGAUCUAAUCACUACGUAA